Molecule: messenger RNA, 721 nt
Organism: Saccoglossus kowalevskii
Lineage: Eukaryota; Metazoa; Hemichordata; Enteropneusta; Harrimaniidae
Source: RefSeq, a predicted model, not a curated record
ACAAUAACUAUUCUGGUCGACAGGUGUAAACCAAGUACUAGUACUCGUAUCCCGUCUCUAUCGCGUCAGUGGCAUAAAGCACCCAUAAACGUAGCAGUGAAUAUGGAUAGCACAUUGUCAUCGGACCGUGAAAGGCAGUGGGAAACGUACCGUACAAUCAAAGAAGUACAUGAAAACAGUCGCGGAGUAUUUCCUAAAGCCAGGGAACCGGGGAAAAUGGGAAAUGCCCCGUUUGUGUUCGACGGGGAGUCGUUGACGCUUUACUCGUCGGAUUUCGCCCCCAAGUCAGUGAAACCAAUUGAACAGCGUCCUUGUUCUGUAACAAGAAGAAAUAAUCCUCAUCCAUCACAAAUGUUUAUGCACUGGAAGGUGCCGACAAGACUGAUUAAAGACAAACCUGAAUACCGUGCACAGCAACAGUCUCUAAUUAAGGACAGUCACCAGCAUUUCUAUGAAGAUAUCAAUGGAAAAAGACAAUUCACCAAUGUGGAGAACGAUGUGUUGAAAUACACAGACGAGAUGUACAAGAAUGCUGGGGGAUGGAAAGAACCAACUAAACAUGUCCGUAGUUCAAUGACGUCCACCACGCAUCAUAGCCCUCCAUAUCAUAUGUUUCCUCAAAGCCGUGGCAAAGAUUAUGUUUCCCAGUCAGCUGUUCUGCCAAGAGGGACAGUCAACCCAGGUAAAUAUCAGUCAACAUACUGAGUACGGUAAUAUUUUG